Schizosaccharomyces japonicus yFS275 is the source of this 2602-nucleotide messenger RNA. RefSeq names its product inositol phosphorylceramide synthase Aur1. The transcript has a single exon. NCBI's taxonomy places the organism in Eukaryota, Fungi, Ascomycota, Schizosaccharomycetes, Schizosaccharomycetales, Schizosaccharomycetaceae. Bases 580 to 1848 code for a protein of 422 amino acids. The record is from RefSeq and is a predicted model, not a curated record. Gene Ontology annotation, cellular component: membrane.
AAACUCGGCUGUCGCCCAUCGCUUCCGACCGACCAUACGCGAACCACCGAGCGCUUACAUAACUUGCCGUCUCCCAUCCAUCGUUCAGCGUCAGUCAGCUUUCCAUCCGUACUUCGGCUUUUUUGCUGUUAGGAAAAGGAUAUUUCGAGGAUUCCAGUUAUUUAGGAACAGCUGUGCUUCAAUUGGAUCGUGUGCUCCUUUUUGGUACGUCGAAAAACGCAUUAAUUGCCUUUUCGCGCGAGUUGAGACUAAAAGUCGAAGAUUGGAGGGAAAAACGUUCUACUUUUGGUAGCACCCCACGUUACGUACACUGAAAUUGGUCUGUACGUGUUCCUUUCCUGUGUAUCUCACUUGGACAUACGUCUUUUGCCGUAUUGGACUCGGAUUGCUGAGAAAGAAGGGAUUAAGUUGGAAUCAAGGCUUCUUGUGCCACGAACUACAAUCAGAACUCGAAUAGUUGCGGCAACUCCGUUCAUUUACCGGUAGGUGUUUGCUGAACGUUCAUCUGAGUUGUAUUUUACAAAAAAACUGCGUAUCUAUCCAUCCUUUGCUUGCGAACGCAUUCUCUAGAUCAUCAAAAUGUUGGACACAUCGCCUAUGAGCGUUGGAAAACGGUAUACCAUCGCCAACAGAGCGACAAAGUAUGAUUUGUCCAUGCAGUUCAACCCCAUGCACACCUUGCGCAAGUUGCGGAACGUCAAGUGGAAGGUGACGCAUCUGCAGUACAUCGUAAUCACUGCUUCUAUGAUCUACAGUGUGUGUAUCAUUCAGGAACCCGGUUUCUGGGUCAAAACCCUGGUCGCCGUGGCCUUGACUGUUGCACUGCUCCUUCCAUUGACGAGCCAGUUUUUCUUUCCCGCCAUCUCUAUCCUUGCAUGGUUGUUUUUGUUCUAUGGUUGCAAGUUUAUUCCCGUUUCUGUGCGCCCACACAUUUGGGUCCGUGUGCUCCCUGCUCUGGAGAACAUCUUGUACGGCUCCAACAUCUCCAGUCUUUUGUCGAGCACAACUCACAGCGUGUUGGACGUUAUCGCAUGGCUCCCCUACGGUGUCAUCCACUAUGGCGCGCCAUUCAUUGUUUCCUUCGUGUUGUUCGUGUUCGCACCUCCCGGCACAUUGCCUGUGUGGGCACGCUCCUUUGGUUACAUGAACCUGAUCGGAGUGCUCAUCCAGAUCUUCUUCCCCUGCUCGCCGCCUUGGUACGAGAACAUCCAUGGUCUCUCUGCCGCCAACUACGGCAUGCAUGGCUCACCGGGUGGUUUGGCGCGUAUUGAUGCGUUGUUCGGUACUUCCACCUACACCAGCACGUUCACCAACUCGCCUCUUGUGUUUGGUGCUUUCCCUUCGCUGCAUGCUGCUUGUGCCAUGCUUGAGGCGUUGUUCUUGGCCCACACGUUCCCGCGUGUUCGAUUCGUCUUCUACGGUUACGUGCUUUGGUUGUGCUGGUGCACGAUGUAUUUGACCCAUCACUACUUCGUCGAUCUUGUGGGCGGUUGUGUCUUGGCUCUGGCAUGCUAUCUCUUUGCCGAGAAGCUGUACUUGCCUCAACUGCAGCCGGGCAAGGUGCUGCGCUGGGAGUACGACACGAUCGUGCGUGGAAGUUCGGGCCACACGGCCGAAAAGGCGUUUGCUGUGGAUGCAGAGACGGAGCGUGAGCGUAAUGUUGUCGAAUUUGUCGAGGAAAUGGAUGCACUUGAAAUGGCGGACCUCGACCGGGAAUGGUCAAUUGGUUCUUCGGCCCCCAACUCUGUUAUUGAGACUCCUAUUCGCAUGCGUUCUCCUCCCGCACAUCCUUCCACACAACCACCCAUCACCGUUGAAUCUGCUAAAAUGACUGCCGCAAAAGCGUAAUUAAACCCCCAUAAUGGAGCACGCAGUAUACACAUACACACGAAAGGUGCUGACGGUCUGUCAUUUAUAUUUUUUAUUUAUUAAAAAGACGAGUCCAGGCAUACGUGUGCGGGCACAUGCAUUCGCAUGCGUCUGCACGAACAUGAAUCCGUACAAACUACUUUUGUCUCCGUUUCAAUUCUACGGUGUGAUUGUAAACGCGGGCAGUGUUGACCUCCAUGGUUGUAAUCUGAGCUCUGAGGAACUCAAGGUCCUCCUUGCAUGUCUUGAGAGUUUCCUUGGCCGCCUCUAGUUUUGAAGUAAGAAGUGUUUUGGCCUCUGCGACGGGAUAUUCAAGCAUCACGUUUGCUCCGAGCCACAAGCACACCGUGUUGGAAGCAGUAACCUGAGCGUUGGCGUACAGCGUGUCGUCCAGCUCGUAGAGUACGUCCAAGUUUUCAUCCUGUUCAGCUUCCAAGAACGUUACCGUCUGUAGAGUCUUUUCAAUUUCCGGAAGUUUUUCAUCGAGGCCUGCGACACGGCGGACGAUGCUCGUUUCCAUGAAUCUAUAUUUACUGUAAAAAGGUUAGCAGGACGAAGCUGGGGAGCAUGAGACCGCGGUUGGUGACUAUUUGCUCAGGUGGUGAAUUUCUGUGUGUCCCAUAUUUGUUAUGUGCCUGCUGCACCUGUGUCUCCUCCACUUACGCAAUGAACUCUUGGAACCGGGUCAGCUGCUUCUCGGCCUCCUCCAAGCUAAGCUCUUUAAAUUCAUAAA